Molecule: messenger RNA, 1274 nt
Organism: Gossypium arboreum
Lineage: Eukaryota; Viridiplantae; Streptophyta; Magnoliopsida; Malvales; Malvaceae
Product: polyprenol reductase 2
Exons: 6
Coding region: 44-1150 (368 amino acids)
Biological process (GO): polyprenol catabolic process; dolichol-linked oligosaccharide biosynthetic process
Cellular component (GO): endoplasmic reticulum
Molecular function (GO): 3-oxo-5-alpha-steroid 4-dehydrogenase activity
Source: RefSeq, a predicted model, not a curated record
UUCGACGGCGAUUUUCAACUUUUUUUUCUUGCCUGUGAAAAAAAUGAACUUACUUGGUGUUUUAAUGGAAGCUUUAGUUUCUCAAUCAAUAAACACCAUUAAAACAACCCUUAUUUGGCUUCUAAGAACAACAUGGAUAGUUGGAACCCUUCCCAUCCUCAUAGCUUCACUCCCUUCUCCAUGUCUUAAUUCAUUUCACGCCCUUUUACUAAGCUUUGCUAAAAGGGGUAAGAUUAUGCCAUCUUCAUCACACAGGUUCACAGUUCCCCAAAGUUUCUUUCUUCACUUUUAUUUGCUGGCUGUGAUUUGGACAACCACCUUGUUAAUGGGUACUUGGUAUUUUGCUUACAAAGUUACACCUUUGAGUACUGAGUCAUUGAGUUACCUUGCAGCUGCUAAUCAUUUAACAGGAGGAUCACUUGUUUUUUCAUUACACAAGUCUCGGUUUAGUUCUGUUGAUGACAGGUUCAAUGUUUGGAAAGCUGUGUUCUUGUUGUUGUUGAUGGAAAUCCAUGUCUUGAGGCGACUUUAUGAGACCUUUCAAGUUUUCAAUUAUAGCCCUUCAGCUCGGAUGCAUAUUUUUGGAUACUUGACUGGUAUUUAUUUCUAUACGGCAGCACCAUUGUCGCUCUGUACGUUUUGUGUACUCGAGGCUUUUAACUUUGCAGCUGAUCAAGUGGCUGAAUUUAAAGUUGAGGGCCAAGAAAUGGUGUCAAUUACAGAUUUUGAUUUGUGGGGAUAUAUGAAGCCGUUGACAAGGCUCGGUUGGUGCCAAUGGGCCGGUGCUGUUAUAUUUGCUUGGGGAUGGUUCCAUCAACUUCGUUGUCAUGCAAUUCUCGUACGUUUUUCCGCCUGUUUAAAUCUAUCGCUAGCUGGGUCACUUAGAGAACGCGGAGACCGAACCGACGGAUACGUGAUUCCACAUGGAGAUUGGUUCGAAGUUGUCUCGAGUCCACACUAUUUAUCCGAGAUGAUAUUAUAUGCCGGUUUAUUGGUUGCGAGCGGAGGGACCGACUUUACAAUAUGGCUACUUCUCGGAUUUGUGGUGGCUAAUCUUGUAUUUGCGGCGGCAGAAACUCACCGAUGGUACCUCCGGAAGUUCGAGAAUUAUCCUCGUAAUCGGCGGGCCAUUCUUCCAUUCAUUUAUUAGUACAGACAAAAUGUUUUUAAAGUAUAUUGUGUACAAUUAGGUUGCUGAAAUAUGUAGAGAGAUGCCUAUGUUGUUGAACAUUAUCAUUUGAGCUAUAUUUAAGCUAUAUUUGUUGUAGUACAAA